AUGGGCUACUAUUUGGCGGAUGUGAUAUACCCUAGGUGGACCGUCUUUGUGAAGACGAUCAGAUGUCCGCUCGAAGAAAAGAAGAUUUUUUUUGCGGGUCGUCAAGAGGCAGUGUGCAAGGAUUUAGAGCGGGCAUUUGGUGUGCUCCAGGCUCGAUGGGCCGCAGUUAAGGGUCCAACCCAUUUGUGGAAUCCCGACUGCAUUGUUGAUGUCCUGUACGUGUGUAUUAUAAUGCACAGCGUGAUCGUCGAACAAGAAGGUCCAGAACUGACGGAUUGGACCAAUGAAGAUGAUGCCGCCGAGCCAAGCCACGAUGUGGCCACCGCCAGUGUACGAAUGGGGGUACCUCAUGAUGAAGCCGGACGGCUCCAAGCCCAUGCCGACAUGCGCCAACAAGAUGCCCAUAUUCAACUCCAGAAGGAUCUAAUUGAAGAGUUGUGGACGCGGAGGGGUGCACGUUGA
Molecule: messenger RNA, 462 nt
Organism: Salvia hispanica
Lineage: Eukaryota; Viridiplantae; Streptophyta; Magnoliopsida; Lamiales; Lamiaceae
Source: RefSeq, a predicted model, not a curated record